AACGCCAAAUCUCCCACUAUCCGACGCAUACUCCGCGAGGCUGCAGAGCUUUCAAAUACGCCUUCUCCCGACUACACCGCGGAACCGUUGGAGUCAGAUCUCUUCGAAUGGCACUUCACCCUUCGAGGCCCGCCGAAUUCUCCAUAUAGCCAGGGUAUAUACCAUGGUCGUAUAAUCCUGCCUCCAGCCUAUCCUCUGCGGCCCCCAAGCUUUCGCUUCUCUACCCCGAAUGGUCGCUUCGAGGCCAACCGAGAGAUCUGCCUCAGCAUUAGUGGCCAUCAUGAGGAGACAUGGCAACCCGCCUGGGGCAUCCGAACCGCUCUUGUCGCGCUCCGCAGUUUCAUGGAAACAGAUGUUCUAGGUCAGUUGGGUGGCCUGGAAACCACUGAGGCGGUACGCCGCCGCCUUGCUCAAGAAUCGACGUCUUUCAGAUGCGCAGUUUGUACGAGGACAAAUGCAGAGAUCAUCGCCGAAUGCGAGGCCCGUUGUAAACAAGCUGCUUCCUCGUGUUCGGACAUAUCAGUUCCCGCUGAGCUAAACAUGGGCUGGAGGGAUGAGCUUGAGACGAGAAGGGACAAGUCGUCAUCGUCCCGUUCGCAACAGAUCGCACCUGGGUCCAGUCCCGGUGACGGGUCAUCUGACGCAGCUGAGCUCGCAGAGGGUUUUGUACAGACUGCUCCCAGCGUCUCAGAUAACGUGAUACCACAACCAGCAUCGGCGAUGCCAGCUCCUGGGACUCAGCGACGUUCCUCUACCACCCGCCAGAUAAGGACGGGAAGCGAUGAAGUGCCUUUGUGGAUAGAUAGGGUCAUUGUAGCGCUGGUAAUCUUGUUAGCCGCCCUGGUCCUGAAAGUCUUGUUG
This is a messenger RNA of Trichoderma reesei QM6a, 861 nucleotides long. RefSeq lists its product as uncharacterized. The transcript has 3 exons. NCBI's taxonomy places the organism in Eukaryota, Fungi, Ascomycota, Sordariomycetes, Hypocreales, Hypocreaceae. The annotation marks the transcript as partial. The record is from RefSeq and is a predicted model, not a curated record.